AUGUCUCAAAUAAACUACCAAUUGGCCUUAGACCAACAACGCAAAUACGAACAAGAGCGUCGAGACAAAGAAAUCGCGAAAGCCCUACAAGAAACCUUCCAAAGGGAGCACGAAGUUCAACAGGAACGGUUAUCAAACGAUUCAUCGAUUGCCCGUUUGCUGCAGGAACAAGAACGAGACCAAAUGGCAGCGUUGCCGAUGCACAACAGGCCUCAUCCGAAUGUGUACCCCAGCACAUCCGGAACCACAGCCACCUCAUGGCCCACGCACCCCUCCUUGGAGGUCACCGACCCCACCCCGGACAUCUACAGCCUCUUCACCGCCUUCAACGAGCGGUUCUUCUGGAACCAACUGGGUUCUGUCACGGUCGAGUGGAACACGCGGAUGACCUCGAGCGCUGGGAUGUGCAUCUACCAGGGCAGAGGCGGCAUGUGCACCAUCUACCUCAGCGAGCCCCUUCUGAAGCUCCGGCCGAGGAAGGACCUGGUGGAGACUCUGCUGCACGAAAUGAUACACGCUUUCCUGUUUGUCACCCAAAAUAAUAGGGAUUGGGACGGGCACGGGGAAGAGUUUCAAAGGCAUAUGUACAGGAUUAAUAUGGAAGCCGGUACAAAUAUUACCAUUUACCACAACUUUUAUGAUGAAGUGAUGUACUACAGGAGGAUGUAUCCGGGUUAUAGCGAUCAACAGAUUUACCAGCACAUCAAAGAGAAAUGUCCGAAAUGGGUGAAUUGGUUUGACAGAAUGGUACAGAGGAUUAUUAGAGGACCGAAACCGUAUAGCGUAGUGUGGGUCGCACAACCGUGGUCUUGA
Messenger RNA from Phyllotreta striolata, 813 nucleotides. The record is from the annotation of a GenBank genome assembly. Lineage: Eukaryota; Metazoa; Arthropoda; Insecta; Coleoptera; Chrysomelidae.